Messenger RNA from Manihot esculenta (cassava), 2090 nucleotides. RefSeq lists its product as uncharacterized. The record is from RefSeq and is a predicted model, not a curated record. Bases 257 to 1075 code for a protein of 272 amino acids. The transcript is spliced from 7 exons. Lineage: Eukaryota; Viridiplantae; Streptophyta; Magnoliopsida; Malpighiales; Euphorbiaceae.
CAGUCCAAACCAUUGGUGGGCAACAGGACAAUGUCGGCGUACCUCAGCUCAAUGAUCGAGAAAACGAAGCCGACACAGCCAUUCCAUUUUCUUCCUGGGUCAAUAUCACCCAUUGAAGGAACUUAACCCCAAGCGCCCUUUUCUACCGCAAUAGCGACAUUCCUCUCCUUAACUAUAGCCCAAAUCCUUGGUAAAGACAGUAUAAAAUCUGUUUGAUCAUUUGUUUAUAUCGAACAGUUGCUUCUUUUCUUCGAUUAUGCAAAUAUCCAGAUGGCGAAGCGUUGUUAUAUUGAAAAACACCUUGAUUCCAAAUUUGGCAUCAUCGACGACAUCAAUAACGAAGACCCAUUUUGCUUCAAUUCAUUCUACACCUGCUUCAUGUGAAAAAUGGAAGAAGAAAUGGAACGCUGAUGUUAGCAGAUUCCAACAACCAUCCAAGAAUUACAUAAGGUAUGCAGUACGUCAAAAACGUGCCGAUGCUAAGAGAGCUCUGAAAGACCUUCUCUUUAACAGUGCUUCCUCUAAACCUUCAUCCCAGGAUGAAGAGUCUAUAUGGUCAUUUGAUUCAGAGCACUCACACGGAACUGAUAAGAAGAGGCGAUUAAAGUCUUCUUCUCGACAUCCUAGGAAAUCUCAUCAUCAGAAAAUGAAACGUAAGUUUAGGAGGGAGAGUUUUUCUGAGGACUCUGAUGGUCCUGAGAAAAUUUUUCAAGCUACCUUUGGAAAAAGAUGGUAUACUUGGUCUUUUAACGAGUCUUCUCAUCGAGGUUCAACAUUUGGAUUUGAGUGGAGAGAGCAUCCAAACUGGACAAACCAUAGAGAUAAUGACUGCGAUGCUAGAAGUGAAUCUGAGUCUGACAGUGAAUCUUGUUCUGUGGGAUCUUCUCAUGACAGAACAAUCCUUGGUUUGCCUCCAACUGGUCCUUUAAGGAUUGAAGAUGUUAAAGAUGCUUUCCGCGUAUCAGCAUUAAAAUGGCAUCCUGAUAAGCAUCAAGGCCCUUCACAGGCAAUGGCUGAAGAAAAAUUCAAACUCUGUGUUAAUGCAUACAAAUCACUUUGUGAAGCUCUGUCCUGACUCCACAGUCUAAAACCACUAGCUUUAACUCAUUUUUGCAAUCAAAAUCCAAUUCCCAUUUUCAUUCAAGCACAGCUAUUCUGGAGAUUGGAGAAGAGUUGUACUAUUAUUAUUAAAUCCAGUUGCUUCCCAUUAAUGUGCAAGCUGUUGAUUUCCAUCCACUCCACAAUGGAAGAUGUGGCCCUGCCUGCCAGCCUAUACCAAAUUGCAUACAUAUUUGAGACUUGGGAUUCUAGUAUUUCAUUUUUUUUUUCUUGCAAUAAGAUUAUUGCAUAAAGAAAGCCCAGCUGUAUCUCAAAAUUAUAAAAAAAAUAAUAAUAAAAAAAAAUAAAAAAAUAAAAAAAUAAACUAAAACUGAAAGCUCAGCCCAUACUACAAUGAGAAAGAACCCAAUACAUCAGCCCCAAGGACAGCUGGACACCGCGCAAAAUCAGCACCGCCAAAAGAAUGCAAUCAUCCCACCGGUUCAUCGACCGCAUUCCUCCGGAAAGAGAUUGCAAUCGAGAAUUCCGAAAUGCCGGUAGAAGUAGAAUAAAGAACAACCACCAUCAGAGCUUGUGCUUGUAGAAGGGACAACAAAACGAAGAAAAAGCACGGAGACCUACGACUACAAAGACGACCAAAUGCCGGUAGAAGUAGAAUAAAGAAAACCACCAUCAGAGCUUGUGCUUGUAGAAGAGACAACAAAACAGAGAAAAAGCACGGAGACCUACGACUACAAAAACGACCAACUCGGAAGCAUAAAUGCCCAGCAUACUUCAAAUCCUAUCAGCCAUGCCGAUAAAGAUACAGAAGCCGUCCAAACUUACAUCCAAAACAUUACCAAUAGAACAAAUAGAGGUUCUCUACCUCACCGUUCGCCUCUAACGAAGAGAGGGCCUGCUCAUAGUAUGGAGCCACCUGAAGGAGCCUCACCAAGUUCCGGCGCCGAGAUGUCAUCGACCUUUUUAUCACCAACAACAUGCAAACAGCCAAGACCAAAAUCACAAAUCCACACAACAAACUACGUCUAGAU